UUUUCAAUUAAUAAAUUAACCGAUUACAGAAAGCUAGAAGCAUCAGUACAAUAACAUUAGAAAAGAAAAGGGAGAAAAAUCAAAGGAAGCUGAUAGAGAACAGAGUAAGGGAAACAGAAAGCAAUUAUCAUGCGGAUCAAACCAGAAAUUAGCCAGAAGAGAACCACGCGAGAAACCUUUUGCAGUCAUCGCUUAUUAGAUCUAGAGAUCAAGCUCCACUGAUAAAGCAAAGAAGAAGAAGAUGAAAGUUUGUUAUGAUUAAAUUGGUGUUUAAGCAUAAUGUCUCAAGGUCAACUUUUGGAGAGGAAAGGUGCGGGGAUGGUUUGCAAACCAUUGAGGGGUUCAGUGCCUCAUUUUGAUAAUUCCGAGCUUAUCAAGGUGUAUGCCAAAACAUUGAUUGGCAGAUGUAUGAACCCCAAGAAGCAAGAUGUGAAAGCCUUGAUCAUCAUGCUGCCAAAAAUUUGGAAAAUGGAGGAGAGGAUUGUCGGAGCUGAUCUUGGACUUGGGAGGUUCCAAUUCGAUUUUGAUCCAGAGGAGGAUAUUGAAGAGGUUUUCAGGAUGCAGCCUUAUCACUUUGACUAUUGGAUGAUCUCGCUGGUCCAUUGGCAGCCGGUGAGGGAGAAGAGUAAUGAUGUGCCCAAGUCCAUGGACCAGACCGAUCAGAACGUUCCAGACGUCCCAGUUGAGGUUCAUCCUACCGAUCAGAUCAGACAGAUUGACCGGGCUGUGUAUCGGCUCGACCCGCGAAUGUCUGGAUUGGAGCUUCGUCCAGAUACUCGACCAGAUGCUCGAACUGGCCGAACUGAAGCCCGUCUCUCCCAGCCAACUCGACAAGCCAAGACUGAUGGUCAAGUCAGAACCAAUUUAGCUCGAGCCAAUUCCGAUUCAGACCAUGGCUUCUCUCUUUUGGCUCGAUUGGCUCGUACCGCAUGUACCGACGACCGUGCUGAUGAUCUUUCUACCUUGUUCGAUCCGAACAUGGACUUUUCCUUUGGAUAUUUUUCUAAGGCAAGGAUCCUUAAGCUAUCAGAAGACUUUGGCUUUGUUGGAACGCAACUUGUCCGAUCAGAACGUCCCGCAGCCCUUGCUGAUCGUCCCGCCUAUGUGCUGAUCCUUACCGCUUUGGACUUAGCCGGUUCAGAUGCAUCUGGACAGAAGCCAAACGGUCAGUUUGACUAG
Molecule: messenger RNA, 1179 nt
Organism: Brassica oleracea var. oleracea
Lineage: Eukaryota; Viridiplantae; Streptophyta; Magnoliopsida; Brassicales; Brassicaceae
Exons: 2
Coding region: 280-1179 (299 amino acids)
Source: RefSeq, a predicted model, not a curated record